This is a messenger RNA of Erigeron canadensis, 2084 nucleotides long. RefSeq names its product serine/threonine-protein kinase ppk15-like. Gene Ontology annotation, biological process: peptidyl-serine phosphorylation; peptidyl-threonine phosphorylation. The transcript has 7 exons. The record is from RefSeq and is a predicted model, not a curated record. The coding region runs from base 1 to 1836 and encodes 611 amino acids. NCBI's taxonomy places the organism in Eukaryota, Viridiplantae, Streptophyta, Magnoliopsida, Asterales, Asteraceae. Gene Ontology annotation, cellular component: cytoplasm. Gene Ontology annotation, molecular function: ATP binding; protein tyrosine kinase activity; protein serine/threonine kinase activity.
AUGGAAUCAUCAGACAUAGAAUCCGUGCUGAAUUUCUUGAGAAAAAACCAUCUGUCAAUCUCUGAAUCAGCACUCAUUGAUGAUCUCUUUGAGAAAUCCCAACUGGGUCAUUUAUUACCACUUCCACCUCUCAAGAUUCCUGCCGGCAGCCGUCCUCCGCCGCUGCAAACUUCCGAUGGAAAUUCUUCCGAUGAUCAAGAUUUUGUCAGCUUGGGUUCUUCCACUACUGAUUUAUGCUCUUCAGAGUUCACAAAUCCAUACGGGAUCCAGACAUUGAAAGGGGCUAGCUCUCAUGCUUCAUCAGAUAGGUUGUCUCAAUUUGGUACGGCUCGUGAUUACCAUGAAUUUGACAUGCAAAAUGACUCGACUUGGUAUAGAGAAAAAGAUGAAGAUUAUUGUAUGCCAUCUAGCUUUGACCAUUUUGAUCCUUUCACUGGUCCAAGUGAGGAUAAGUUUGUUAUGACUUUAGAAAAAGAGAACCAAGGCAAGGAUUUUGAACUUGUUUUUGAUCCUAUUUUAAACCCGUUAGAGAAAGCUAAUGGUUUUGAUAAAGUGUGGCCUACCACUUUAUGUAGCUCCUUCGAAGGAGACGUGUUGAAUGAAGUUAAUGAUAUUGAAGAGAAUAAUAAUAGUUGUAGUGACAAUCUUGUUGAGCAUUCUAAAAGAACCCAUGACUUGCAAAAGAAGAAGCGUGAGAAAGAUGUAGACUUUAAUCUAAAAAGUAACUAUGAUGCUGCCAAAGCUGAAGAAGGCGAUGGCAUUGCCACUAAUGAUGAAUCUUUAAUGAAUGCAAACGAAGAUGAAUAUGAAGUAUUUGAUUUAAGAAUUAUACACAGGAAAAACAGGACUGGUUUUGAAGAGAACAAGGAUCUGCCGAUAGUUUUAAACAGCGUGAUUGGUUCCAGAUACGUUGUUGAAGAGUAUGUUGGUUCAGCUGCAUUUAGCAAAGUUGUCCAGGCACGUGAUCUCCAAACUGGAAUCGCAGUUUGUUUGAAGAUCAUAAAGAAUGAAAAGGAUUUCUUUGAUCAAAGCUUAGAUGAGAUCAAGCUUUUGAAGCUUGUAAACAAACAUGAUCCUGCAGAUGAACGCCACAUUUUACGACUUUAUGAUUAUUUCUAUUUUCAUGAACAUCUGAUCAUUGUGAGUGAACUGCUACGUGCUAACUUAUAUGAAUUUCAAAAAUUCAAUAGAGAAUCAGGCGGGGAGCCUUAUUUUACGUUGACUAGGCUACAGGUAAUAAUGAGACAAUGUUUGGAAGCAUUGGAUUACUUGCAUGAUUUAGGAAUUAUUCACUGCGAUCUAAAGCCCGAAAAUAUUCUUAUCAAAAGCUAUAGCAGAUGUGAGGUCAAGGUUAUUGAUCUUGGUAGCAGUUGCUUUCAAGACGACAGAUUGUCACUAUAUGUGCAAUCUCGAUCUUACAGGGCUCCUGAAGUCAUCCUAGGUCUUCCAUAUGACCAAAAAGUUGACCUUUGGUCUCUUGGUUGUAUUUUGGCCGAAUUAGUAUCUGGUGAUGUACUAUUUCCAAACGACGAGCUUGUGUUCUUGCUUGCACGAGUGAUUGGAAUGCUUGGGCCAAUUGAUACUGAUAUGCUAAUAAGGGGGCAGGAAACAAGCAAGUAUUUCACUAAUGAGUUUGAUCUGUAUCAUAUAAAUGAGGAAACAAAUCAAGUGGAAUACAUAACCCCACAAGAAACAUCAUUGGGUGAACACACACAAGUUUCUGAUACAUUAUUCAUUGAUUUCAUUACAAAUUUACUUGAGAUUAACCCAAAGAGGCGGCCAAUGGCUAGAGAAGCCUUAAGGCACCCCUGGCUUUCGUUUCCUUACGAGACGUGAUCGAGUACCAAGAUUCAUUUUCUGAUAUAUAAAUUCUCCAAAUUUAUAAUCUGGGUUUGUUAACUUUUGUUGUUGUAGAUAGAAUAGAAGUUUUCGUUUCAUGUCCUUUCCUGAAUGUUUACUUGGAAAGUAAGGUGCAAUGCUGCAUACACAUUAUGAUGAUUUUUUUAUAUUAUUACUAUGUAAAUUCUUAACAGUCCCGUACAUAAUUGACCCAAUUUAACACAAAUACAGUUACUUUCUUUUCA